AUGUAUCAAUAUCCCGCACAACCACCGCCUGGGUGGUCAUCCUACGACUAUGCGACCACUUCGCCCCCUCAUUACCCCUAUUACCCCGCGAACUACGCCUCGCCGCACGCUUCUCCUCGUUCCAAGCGGCAUUCUUACCGUGCCAGCUAUUCGGCUGCCAAGGAACCGGCAGGUGGUUGGCAGUCGAUGCCACAAGGGUAUGCGGGUUACUAUGAUUCAGUGCACGGCUAUUCCUCGCCUCCGCGAAAGCACGAAAAAGUAAGUGCUGCUUAUGGCGAAAGCCACUUCGGUGCAACAAGUGGGACAGCGCGUCGCCGUUCCUCCAUGCCGACUGGCGACCCCUUUUACCACCCCACCUCGACGUGGCGAUCGCAGAAACGACCCUUCUUCACCGAUGUGGUUGACGAUGCUUUCGAUACGCCUCACUCUUCAUCCUAUGUGCCUUCUCCGUUUGUGCCUCACGGCACAUCGGCCGGGGGCGCCAGCCGUGGUUUUGGUGAACCCAAAAUUUCGGCUGCUAGACGGAGUGCUGCUGAAUAUCUUUUUUAUCGUAAGGCAAAGCCAACCACUGAUCAGUCUUUCUCCUGCAACCAGGUUCCCGUCUAUGAUGAAGCGGACUCUCCCAAACGCUCCCGUGCUCGUCGCGCCUCCACCUCCACCCGCACUCCACAGAAACCCAAAGCCUCCGCUGCUGCUGCUACGUCAAAACACGCCAAAGCCACCGAGGCAGAUGCCAUCCGCAUGGGUAUUCCGGAAGGCUACUCGAUAAAGCACUGGGAUCCCAACGAAGAACCAAUCGUCCUCCUCGGUAGCGUUUUCGAUGCCAAUUCCCUUGGCAAGUGGAUUUACGACUGGACGAUGUUCCACCACGGAGCCUCUGCGCCAAUGGCCGACGUUGCGGGCGAUCUGUGGCUGCUUCUUAUCAAACUGGCGGGCAAAGUAAAACGGGCGCAGGAAUGCGGGCCGCGAAUACGCAACACGGAAGCACGGGAGAUGGUGGAAGACUUUCUGGAAAGUGGGGAGAGGCUGUGGCAUCGGUUCGAGAAACUGCUAAAGGCGUGUGAACAUUUCAUGUGGAAGGCUGCGAAGCGGGAGAGCAGCAAGGGAGGGCCCGUCCAGAUGGGUCGCAAUGCCGGGUGCGAAUUUGUCGAUUCGAUCUUUGGUCGCGACCGCGAGUUGGAGAACACGGAGAAGUUGAUGAAUAGCAUUCGGUUGUGGGAUAUGCGUUUUGAUGCUAACUGCGACGAGAUCUUGCGCCGUCCGACCGCGCUCUAA
Messenger RNA from Histoplasma mississippiense, 1275 nucleotides. RefSeq lists its product as hypothetical. The transcript has a single exon. The coding region runs from base 1 to 1275 and encodes 424 amino acids. NCBI's taxonomy places the organism in Eukaryota, Fungi, Ascomycota, Eurotiomycetes, Onygenales, Ajellomycetaceae. The record is from RefSeq and is a predicted model, not a curated record.